Molecule: messenger RNA, 1212 nt
Organism: Apis florea (little honeybee)
Lineage: Eukaryota; Metazoa; Arthropoda; Insecta; Hymenoptera; Apidae
Biological process (GO): negative regulation of cell migration
Cellular component (GO): Sin3-type complex
Source: RefSeq, a predicted model, not a curated record
UUUCUAGAAGAUUAUUUGAAUGGAGAUGGUAGUAAAGGUUCAAGUCGAGCUGGUAGUCCUGUAGGUAGUGAUGAUAUUCCAGUAACUGAAAAACAAUUAGAUAUGCAAGAUGAUCCAGAAUCAAAGGAUGACUUAACUGUCAAUGGUUUUAUUGAUUUAACAUAUUUUAAAAGGGAGAUUAUUUGUUGUGGAACAAUAUUUAAAGGUCGAUAUGGAGAAGUAAUAGUGGAUCCUUCAUUGAUAAAACCUUGUAUUGGUUGUAUAGCUAGACAACAACGACAACAACAAACAAAUGCAUUAAGUUGCAGUCCUGUGCAUAGUUCUGCAUCUGCUAGCCCUGUUCACAGUUCUGCAUCUGCUAGUCCUGCUCAUAGUGUAGAGUCUAAUACAGAAACAAUGGUCUCUAAACAAGCAAGUAAAACAUUUAGUGAUUCAUCGUCAGAUUCUGGCUAUGACGAAUCUUCCAACCAAGGAGUUGGUGAGAGUAAAAUUACCAAAAUUAUUCAAAAUGCAAGUGCUACUGUAAAACCAGCAGUUAAAAUACAACCAUUAAAGAGUGUUCAAUUAAAAGCUAUACCAGUAUCGGAAGCUGUCAGGUUAAAAACAGAUGUACCAAUUAAAUUGGUACCUAUAAAACAAAUUGAUCAAUUAUCUUGUAAACCAUUAUCAUUAGUUUCUUCUGCUAAUGUUACUUUAAGCAGUAGUACUUCACACUCCAUUGUUACCGUCCCAAAUAAUCCACUUGUCGAUUUUGCCAUGCACGCAGCCUCUUCCAGGCAAUCAGUCUCUAAUUAAUGUCAGUCUUUUAUAGAAUUUUUAAUUUAUUUUUUUUUUUUUCUUUUUUUUUUCAUAUAUAGUUAGAUGUAUGUUAUGAUGCAAAAUUGUGUGUUAUGCUAUUAUUAUCUUUUCAGAUUACAAAGGCUCUGGAUAAGAGUGUUUAAGUUUUAUCAUAUUGAACACAGAGAGUUUAUAAUGUUAUAAAUGGUGAAAAAAAUCUUGUAAUUAAAAUAACUGUUAUAAUAUACAGUAGAUAGUGCUCUUAGAAAAGAUUGCAUAGGAUUCAUGUCCUUGAUCGUUGGUUGUUGAAAAAAAUAUAUAUAUAUAAUUAUAUAUAUUAUAUUGUCUUUAUGGACGUGAAUUCUUGAAGUGUAUUCAACGUCUAUUAGAUAAUUUUUAAGAAUGAUAGUAAAAAAACAAAAAAAAAAACAAAAA